Molecule: messenger RNA, 555 nt
Organism: Gloeophyllum trabeum ATCC 11539
Lineage: Eukaryota; Fungi; Basidiomycota; Agaricomycetes; Gloeophyllales; Gloeophyllaceae
Exons: 2
Coding region: 1-555 (184 amino acids)
Source: RefSeq, a predicted model, not a curated record
AUGUCCAAUUCGCCUACCCCAAGCCAAGGCCGCGCCGAUGGAAGCCACAGUCCUCCCCCGUUGCCAGUGCCGCCGUUCCCAGCAGCCAGAGACGAGGACAUCACGGUCAAUAAAGAUGAUAAUGGAAACCCCAUAGAAAUCAUAGUCCGCGUGCCCGACGAUCCAUCCAGGGCCCAAGCCUGCGACGCCUUCGCGUCCGUGACGCUGUGCGGAAAGCAUUCCGAGUACCGUGACGUGGUACAGCUGACGCUGGACAACCGCUCGAUCUGGGGGACCCUGCCGCACCUGUGUGAUCCAGAGCAGGGGCUGUUGCCCAACCUGAAAACACUGAGAUUGGAGGACGUUGACUUCAAGGAAGACUUCAAGGCCCAGCUGGGAGUGCUGCGAGGGCGGAAGGAGCUAAAGGUCGAGUUGGCGUGGCCCAAGGGCAAUGUGGCUACGGAGAGACGGGGUGCGAUGCGGGACUAUUUGGAAACCAUCGAAUUGAGGCUUCAAUCGACGCACUCUUUAGAAGAGCUAGGACGUGAGGAAGCCUUCUAUUGCCAGCGAGACUGA